Daldinia loculata is the source of this 1378-nucleotide messenger RNA. RefSeq names its product serine hydrolase-domain-containing protein. The record is from RefSeq and is a predicted model, not a curated record. Lineage: Eukaryota; Fungi; Ascomycota; Sordariomycetes; Xylariales; Hypoxylaceae. The coding region runs from base 246 to 1178 and encodes 310 amino acids. Gene Ontology annotation, cellular component: cytoplasm; nucleus. The transcript has 3 exons.
GAGGCUCGCUUAAGCUGUGAUAUAUAUCAUCGCAGGCGUACGCCUUUCGUAGGUCCGGAUGGCGUAGCUCGCUUAACCCCAUCAAUAGCUCAGUAGAAGAACAGCUAAGACGCGCGUCUCUCCCAGCUGAACACGUCGUCCACGGUGCUUUUGGUAAAUUUCACUGGACGAAAUCAGGCUGAAAAGAGAAGCUCUGGUGAAGAGAAAACAAAGAGUCGAAUCCUCUCUUUACACUCUUCGUCAUUAUGAAAUUCCUCUGCCUGCCCGGCGCAUACGGCAGCGCCAAGAACUUCGGCGUCCAGCUCGGGCCCUUCUCCAAGCACAUGGAGGACCGAGGCCUAGCGACCUUCGCCUUCACGCAGGGCGCGCACGAGGUAGAGCCGCCGCUAGGCUGGGAGAACUACUUCGGGUCGCGCCCGCUAUACCGGUUCGUCGAGGCGGAGGCCGGCGCGGGCGACGCCUUCGAAGUCGUGCGCCGCGUCCGCCAUAUCCCGCGCGGCCUGAGCCCCGAAGCUACGCUUCGGUUGUUCAAGCCGCCACGCCCUAUUGCGUACGACUGGCGGGCCUUUCGCGAAGCCCUGGAUAGGCUGUUCGAGGCUAUCGAGGCGGAUGGGGAGAUCGAUGGGCUGCUUGGGUACUCGGAGGGCGCGAUGAUGGCGGCGUCGAUUUGUGCCGAGGAGAAUAGGCGGUGGGAGGAGAUGGGAGUGCCUAGGCGUAUUAAGUUCGCCAUAUUCUUCGCCGGCACGCCCCCCCUAGUCGCCCAAGGCGACGACUUCGUAGCCCGCCUAGCAGACGAGCACGGGACGUCCAUCUCGAUCCCGACGUUCCACGUGUUCGGGUCCAACGACCCGCUGGUAUACUCGUCCGUCGCGCUGUACAACACGUGCGACCAGGACACGGCGCAGCUGUACGACCACGGGCUGGGCCACCUCGUGCCGCGCGACGCCGACAACGUCGAGCAGCUGGGCGACGUGCUUUCCGACGUCAUCACUCGGAUCAACAAGGCGAGCGAGAAGGAUAAGGUUGCCGCCGAGUCUGUGUCUGCGUCUGACACGGAGCCCUCUGUUGACGAGUACAACGACGAGUCCUCCGCUACUGGCCCCUCGUCUGCCACGUCUGGUGACGAGUCGUCGGAUCUAGAUUCGCGCUCUAGUAAUAACGUUGGGCCUCAGGCCUGAGGGGGGAUUGCUCAGGUUUAAGGAGGCUUGCUUAGGAAAUACACAUGGGAAGCAACUAGACGGGUUCUGACUAUUUCGCGGUCUUUGUAAUUUAGUAUACAGCCUCGUAUUUUAGAAAUUUGUUAGAUUCAAGAUUACCCCUAUUUCCCUAAUCGGGGGUUUGUUUAGUUGUUACGCAUUACAGCACACACGAUUCUAGC